AUGAAGCGCAAGGCAGAUACUCAAUCCAAUGGCGAGAAUGGCAAAACCAUUCUGAAGAAACGUGCAAAGAAGUCAUUAUCAGAUGAAGAUGCUAGGAAAUCCUUUAAAAAAGGUCUUUUCGAUAAAGAGAUUCUCAAAAAGUAUACCAAAGAAUAUGCCAGCUCGGAACCAUAUAAACACCAAGUUAUAAGUCCGUUGAUCGACGAUGCUCUUCUCCGCAGUGUUCGCAACGAAAUUCGAGAAAAUGUUCACUUUACACCUAAGGAAACGGACAUUUAUAAGAUUCAUCAAUCGGGAGACUUGGCGAAUUUGGAUGGUUUGGAUGAUGGGGCGCUGGAAAAAUUGCCUUCUUUACUUAGGCUACGGGAUGCAUUGUACUCAUCAUCAUUUCGAAAAUAUGUUGCGAAGAUUACGGGUUCUGGAGAAUUAAGUGGGAGGAAGACGGAUAUGGCUAUCAAUGUUUAUACGCCAGGCUGUCAUUUGUUAUGUCAUGAUGAUGUGAUUGGGAGUCGGAAAGUUAGUUACAUUUUGUAUUUGACUGAUCCAGAUGUGGCUUGGAAGGAGGAAUGGGGUGGAGCUUUGAGGUUAUUUCCUACCAAGGAAUUUGAGGAUGAUGGUGUGAAAACUGUUACUCCCAGCCCCGAUACUUCGAAAAGUAUUCCGCCAGCAUGGAAUCAAUUGAGUUUCUUUGCUGUGCAGCCCGGCCAAAGCUUUCACGACGUCGAGGAAGUAUAUCAUGCUGCAAGUAAAGAACAAUUGGAGAAGGAUGGCGGUAGGGUCAGAAUGGCUGUUAGCGGAUGGUUUCAUAUUCCUCAAAUUGGGGAGGAAGGAUAUGUCAAGGGAGCCGAAGAGAAAUGGGGCAAAAAUAGCAGUUUGAUGCAAUUGCAGGGCAACCCCGAUAAAUACGAUUUCCCAACCGAAGAGCCAGUUACUGUGGUGGCAUCGACGGCUGACGACGAUGAGGAAAACGGUCUUGAAGAGGCUGAUUUGGACUUCUUGCUAAAAUAUAUGGCGCCUACAUACCUGACACCGGAUACCCUGGAGCAAGUUGCCGAGCGUUUUGAAGAGGAGUCAAAUGUUACUCUUGAUGGUCUCCUAUCGGUCAAGUUUGCAGCUAAAGUACGAGAAUACGUUGAAGCACAAGAGGCCGCAGGUCUACCAGAGAGCAGCGUGGAGAUAGAGAAAGGCUCCUGGAAAGUCGCAAAGCCACCUCACAAACACCGUUUUCUCUAUCAGCAACCAUCUGCCAAUAAAAGUUCUAAUAGCACAAAUGAAUUGAAUCCGAUCGAAGAGAUUCUCAACGUUCUACUUCCGAGUACUCAAUUUAGAAAAUGGCUUGAAAUUGCUACAUCAUGUCAAGUUGAAAAUUACGAUCUCUUGGCACGCAGAUUUCGCAAGGGUUCAGAUUACGCUCUUGCAAAGAAUUACGAGGGUGAGCCGAGAUUGGAAGUUGAUCUGGGAUUAACGUCUACAACUGGAUGGGGCGAUGAUGGUGAUGACGAAGAGAAUGAAGAGAAUGAGGAUGAUGACGAUGAGGAAGAGGAGGAAUCCAAACCCAAAUCUAAGAGCAAGACUAAAGAAAAGCCAAAAGAAAAGAAAAAGGCACCAAAGCCCCAAAAAGAUCCUGAACCGGAGCCCGAAGAAGAGGAUGUUGGAGGUCAUUUAGUUUUCAUGGCAGGGGAUGAAGAGAAUGAUGAGGAUGCAGCAAUUUACAAAGCUGCAGGGGAGGAAGAAGAUGAUGGAGUUCUUUUCACGAUGCCGGCUUCGUGGAACAAAAUGAGCAUUGUCUUGAGAGAUGGUGGUGUUUUGAAGUUUGUCAAAUACGUAAGCAAAAAAGCAAAAGGAGAUCGCUGGGAUAUCAGUGGUGCUUUUGGUGUCAAAGAAGGAGACGACGAAGAUGAUGAUGGUGAGGAGGAAGAGGAGGAGGAAGGGGAAGGUGAAGGUGAUGCUAUACAGGAGACACAAAUCUCACUGGAAGACUCCGAUGAAGAAGGGACUUUUAAUGGUUUCCCUGACUCGGAUCUUGAUAGCGAUUCGGAUUAG
Messenger RNA from Sclerotinia borealis F-4128, 2043 nucleotides. Lineage: Eukaryota; Fungi; Ascomycota; Leotiomycetes; Helotiales; Sclerotiniaceae. The record is from the annotation of a GenBank genome assembly.